UUUCCUUCCUUGCUCCACCAGCUUCAAACACCAUACACUUCCUGUGAUCUUCCAGCCUUCUUCUCGAGAAGAAAUGGUGGGGAGUCGUUGCGAUCCCGACCUUUGUCUUCGCCUUGGCAUUAAUGGAGGUGGCGAUGGCGGCCACUGCAGCACCGAGUUCAGCCCUAGCAGGGUGGAGGAAGCAUCAGGCAGCUCAAGAUCAGAGUACCAGCAGCAGCAGCAGCAGCUUACCAUCUGUUACAAUGGAAGAAUCUGCGUGUGCGACGUAACUGAGAUUGAGGCAGAAGCCAUCAUCGCCAUGGCCAGGCAAGAGACGGAUGAUCAAACGAGGAAGAAGAGGCAAGAACAGCAGCCAAAGGAGUCAUCCACAACUUCAUCAUCAUCACCACCACCUCUGCCUCCACCUCGUUUUCUGCAGCAUCUCCACAUCGAUCCGGAGCUCUCAAGGAAGCGAUCGCUGCAGCGAUUCCUUCAGAAGCGCAAGUCCAGAAUGAACGCCGUCUCCCCUUACUGUCACCCACCGCAACUCUUCUUCUCUAUCAAAUCAUAGUCCUUCCUUCUCGUUUCUAAGCCACACUGUGGUGUUGCUGCAUGCGUGCGUGCAUGCAUGCAUGCAGCAAUCUGUGGUGGACGCUUCUUUGAUGUAAUUGCUUUAGAGUUUCCUUCCGAGAACAAUUCCAAUGUAUGCGGUGUACAA
Messenger RNA from Musa acuminata subsp. malaccensis (wild Malaysian banana), 697 nucleotides. Its product is annotated as protein TIFY 5A. Lineage: Eukaryota; Viridiplantae; Streptophyta; Magnoliopsida; Zingiberales; Musaceae. The record is from RefSeq and is a predicted model, not a curated record. Gene Ontology annotation, cellular component: nucleus. Gene Ontology annotation, biological process: regulation of jasmonic acid mediated signaling pathway; regulation of defense response; response to wounding.